Urocitellus parryii (Arctic ground squirrel) is the source of this 4797-nucleotide messenger RNA. NCBI's taxonomy places the organism in Eukaryota, Metazoa, Chordata, Mammalia, Rodentia, Sciuridae. The record is from RefSeq and is a predicted model, not a curated record.
GGGCCGCCGGGCGCCGACUUCCGGCGCGGAAUUUUGACGUCAUUCAGCGGCGCGCCUCGGUAGCGUCAGAGCGACGUCGCGCCGGGCGGGAAAGUCCAAAGUGAGGGGCGGUGACGACUUCUGCGUGUUGAGUGGAUCUGCGGUAGGCGUCGCUCGAGGCUUCGCGCCACUGGGGCCUAGUCCCUAGGUCCAGGCCGAGCCCGGCCUUUAGUCUGGGGCUCCGCGCCCGGAACCUGGCUUCCUCAUCCGCCCUAUCGUGGGGUAAUUCCCUCAGAUUAUUUAAGUGUGGAGAACUUCACUCAAUGAUUUCCAAAAGAACACUGUCAAAAUCUGAGGAUAAAGAGACCCUGAUGGAAGAUGCCUCCAGAGCCAGGAAGAAAUCACUUUCCAAAAAGACAAAGGAAUCUUUUGCUUCUAAUGAAGUUGAAGAAAAUGACAGUGUCUUUGUAAGACUUCUGAAGACAUCAGGACUUGUUCUUAAAACUGGAGAGAAUCAAAAUCAACUAGCUGUGGAUCAAAUAAUUUUCCAAAAGAAGCUAUUGCAGUCCCUGAGGAAACAUCCUUCCUAUCCCAAAGUGAUAGAAGAAUUUGUUGAUGGCCUGGAAUCUUACAUUGAAGACCAUGACAGUUUCAGGAAUUGCCUUUUGUCUUGUGAACGUCUACACGAUGAGGAAGCCAGCAUGGGCGCAUCUUACUCUAAGAGCCUCAUCAAACUGCUUCUGGGGAUUGACAUAUUACAGCCUGCCAUUAUCAAAAUCUUAUUUGAAAAGUUGCCAGAAUUUCUUUUCAAAACUUCGAGCAGUGAUGGAAUCAACAUGCCUCGACUCAUUUUCAGUCAAUUAAAAUGGCUUGACAGAAUUGUGGAUGGCAAGGACCUUACCACCAAGAUCAUGCAGUUGAUCAGUAUUGCUCCAGUGUACCUGCAACAUGACUUUGUUACCAGCCUACCUGAGAUCUUAGGGGAUGCCCAGCAUGCUGAUGUGGGGAAAGAACUCAGUGACCUAUUAAUGGAGAAUACUCCCCUUACUGUCCCAAUCCUGGAUGUCCUUUCCAGUCUCCGACUUGACCCAACCUUCCUAUCUAAGGUCCGUCAGUUGGUGAUGGGUAAGCUGUCCUCAGUUGCUUUGGUUGACUUACCUGUGAUAAUCAAGUUCAUUCUUCAUUCCAUAACAGCCACCAAUGCACUUGAGGUAAUUUCUGAGCUUCGGGAGAGGUUGGAUCUGCAGCAUUUUAUUUUGCCAUCAAUGUUUCAGGCUUCCCAAAUCAAGUUGAAAAUUACAGGAGCAAGUUCUUCAGAAUACCAAGAAGAUGACAGUCCAAACUGUGUUAUGCUUCUCUUUGAUAUCUUAAAGUUGACUGUUAGGUAUGAGAAAAUCAUUUCAGAAGCCUGGAUUAAGGCAAUUGAAAACAUUGAGUCUAAGCACAAGGUUCUGAAGGAUAUUUGUCCAUCCAUUCUAUUACUGGCUCAGAGUUUGUUCCACUCUCAAGAUCAAAAUAUAAUUUUGUUUGGCAGUCUCUUAUACAAAUACUCAUUUAAGUUUUUUGACACUUACUGCCAGCAGGAAGCAGUUGGUGCCCUUGUGACCCAUGUCUGCAGUGGGAAUGAAACGGAAGUUGAUACUGCAUUGAAUGUCCUCCUUGAGUUGAUAAGAUUAAACCCAUCUGCUAUGAGACUGAAUGCUGUCUUUGUAAAGGGCAUUUUAGAUUAUCUGGAUAAUAUGUCCCCUCAGCAAAUACGAAAACUCUUCUAUAUUCUUAGCAUGUUGGCAUUUAGCAAACACGAAGCUAGCAGCCACAUUCAGGAUGACAUGCAUCUGGUGGUACGGAAGCAGCUCUCUAGCACCAUAUUUAAGUAUAAACUUAUUGGUAUUAUUGGUGCUAUCACCAUGGCUGGUGUCAUGGCGACAGACAGAAUUAUAUCUGCUUUGACCCAAAGGAGAGAUGACCUGAACAAUGAGCAGUGUACACAGGUGACCUCCUUGCUGCAGUUGGUUCAUUCCUGUAGUGAGCAGUCUCCUCGGGCCUCUGCACUUUAUUAUGAUGAGUUUGCCAACCUAAUCCAAGAAGGGAAACUAACUCCAGAAACCUUGGAAUGGAUUGGACCAACUGUCUUUAAUGAUUUCCAAGAUGCCUUUGUGGUGGACUUAUGUGUUAUUCCAGAAGGUGACUUUCCGUUUCCUGUGAAAGCUCUCUAUGGGCUGGAAGAAUAUGAUACUCGUGAUGGGAUCGUCAUCAACCUCCUGCCACUGCUAUUUUCUCAGGAAUUUGAAAAAGAGGGAAGUCAAAUGACUUCACAGGAACCAGGCAAAAAAUUGGUGUCUCCGUUGUGCCUGGCUCCCCAUUUCCGGUUAUUGAGACUUUGUGUGGCAAGACAACAUAAUGGAAACCUGGAGGAGAUUGAUGGUCUCUUAGAUUGUCCUAUAUUCCUUACUGACUUGGAGCCUGGAGAGAAGCUGGAGUCCAUGUCUCUCAAGGAGCGUUCCUUCAUGUGUUCACUAAUAUUUCUUUCCCUCAACUGGUUCCGAGAGGUUGUAAAUGCCUUCUGCAGACAGACAUCACCUGAGAUGAAGGGGAAGGUGCUCUCUCGAUUAAAGAACAUUGUAGAACUGCAGGAAAUUCUGGAAAAGUACUUAGCAGUCACCCCGGACUAUGUUCCUCCUCUUGCAAACUUUGACUUGGAAACUUUAGAUGUAAUACCUCAUAGCAAUUCUGCUGCUUCAGGAAAAAACAGAAAAACAGGAAAGAUAGGAGGAAGGAAACGAAAAGCAGAUGGCAGCAAAGCACCCUCCCCUGACACACUUUCAAAAGAGGAUAAUUCAGAAUGUGAUGCUGUGCCAACUGGUAGAAGCCAGCUAGAGAAGGAGCUCACAGGGAAGGAAGGAAAAACAUCAGUGUCACUACAGAAUUACAGUGCAUUUUUUCGAGAGGUGGACAUUGAGGUCUUCUCUAUUCUGCAUUGUGGACUUGUGACCAAAUUCAUCUUAGAUACUGAAAUGAACACAGAAGCUACAGAAGUUGUACAGCUUGGGCCUCCUGAGUUACUUUUCUUGCUAGAAGAUCUCUCUCACAAGUUAGAUAAUAUGCUGACACCAUCCUUUACUAAGAGAAACCCCUUUCUCAAGAAUAAAGGAAACCGGAAUAUUGGAUUCUCACAUCUCCAUCUGAAGUCUGCCCCAGAAGUUGUUCAUUGUGUUGUUCAACUGCUGACCCCGAUGUGUAACCAUCUGGAGAAUAUUCACAACUAUUUCCAGAGCUUAGUUGCCGAGAAUCAUGGUGAAGUUGAUGGACCAGGAGUGAAGCCUCAAGAGCACCACAUAAUGGCUUCCUGUUAUCAGAGGCUACUGCAGAUUUUUCAUGGAAUUUUUGCUUGGAAUGGAUUUUUUAACCUUGGAUAUCAUAAUUUACUGUAUUCAGCCCUUGAGGUCCUCGCUAGCCGACUGAAGCAAAUAGAACAUGAGCAGUCAUUGGAGGAAUUGGUCAGUCAGAGCUUCAAUUACUUGCAGAAUUUUCAUCCCAGCAUUCCUAGUUUCCAGUGUGGUCUUUACCUUAUCAGACUUUUGAUGGUCUUGUUGGAAAAAUCUACAGCUCCUGCUCCAAAGAAAGAAAAAAUUGCUUCCCUGGCUAGACAGUGCCUCUGUCGGGCAUGGUCACAUGGGGAAAAAGAGAAGAACAGCACCUUUAAUGAGCAGCUGCAUGAUAUGCUUUGCAUCUACCUGGAGCACACAGACAAUGUUCUGAAGGCCAUAGAGGAGAUCGCUGGCAUUGGUGUCCCAGAAUUGAUCAACUCUCCAAAAGAUGCAUCUUCCUCUACAUUCCCUACACUGACAAGGCACACCUUUGUCAUUUUCUUCCGUGUGAUGAUGGCUGAACUUGAGAAGACGGUGAAAGGUCUCCAGGCUGGCACAGCGGCAGACUCACAGCAGAUUCAUGAAGAGAAGCUUCUCUACUGGAACAUGGCUGUUCGAGACUUUAGUAUCCUCAUCAACCUGAUGAAAGUAUUUGAUAGUCAUCCUGUUCUGCAUGUAUGUUUGAAGUAUGGACGUCUCUUUGUGGAAGCAUUUCUGAAGCAGUGUAUGCCACUCCUAGACUUCAGUUUCAGAAAACACCGGGAAGAUGUGCUGAGCUUACUGGAAACCUUCCAGCUGGACACAAGGCUGCUUCAUCACCUGUGUGGGCAUUCCAAGAUUCACCAGGACAUGAGACUCACCAAACAUGUGCCUUUACUUAAAAAGACCCUGGAGCUCUUAGUUUGCAGAGUCAAAGCAAUGCUGGUCCUCAACAAUUGCAGAGAGGCUUUCUGGCUGGGCAAUCUCAAAAACCGGGACUUGCAGGGUGAAGAGAUUAUAUCCCAGAAUUCCCAGGAGAGUACAGCAUAUGAGAGUGAGGGUGGCACGUCAUCCCAGCUCACUAAGAGCAAAGCAACAGAGGAUGGUGAAGAUGAUGAAGCAAGUGAUGGAGAAAAGGAGCAAUAUAGUGAUGAGAGUGACGACAACUCUGAUUAGACCCCAAGAGGCUGCUGCUGUCUUUCUCUUCUCUGCCACUCUCUUACCAUUUUGUAUUCAGGGUUUGAAAUCUGCUCUUUCUGUUUGGAAGUAUCCUGUUUUGUCCUCCAAGAGGGGGUUUAUUUAAUUUGUGAAUUUCACAGAUUGUCUAUCAUUGUCAAAGUCCCUGGCUUGGAAUCCCAGUGAAGCAUUGUUUCUGGUUUGGAUAAAUGUGGCUGUGCUCUAAUGCAGAGUAAACUCUCUGAGUCAUGAUUUUGGACUUUGUGCACUAGUUUUGAAACAGAUUUAUUCUAGA